This is a messenger RNA of Parnassius mnemosyne (clouded apollo), 2556 nucleotides long. NCBI's taxonomy places the organism in Eukaryota, Metazoa, Arthropoda, Insecta, Lepidoptera, Papilionidae. The record is from the annotation of a GenBank genome assembly.
AUGGCGAAGUCUUGGGAUAACGUUUCGAAAAAAUACUGCGAGGACGAUAACAACAUGGACGAAGGCAGCGAGAAAUCUUUAGGAUGCUUUAGACGGCUGAUACUUUCGUUGCGGAUCAAUCCCAACUUAAUUAUGUUAAAAGUGACAUUAUUUGUGAUGUACGGAGCUACAGCGUCGCUCCUACCGUACUUGACUAUACACAUGCAAAGUAUAGGACUAACUGUGCCUGAAAUAUCAUUUGUGUAUUUAGCAUUGCCCUUCACCACCUUUCUAAGUCCUCCUAUAACAGGAUUUCUGGUGGAUCGAUUUGGAGAAUAUAAACCGGUUGUGAUUACAGCACUUAUACUGAAUGCUGGCUUUCAUCAUUCGUUGCUAUUGAUACCGCAUCAAGAGACACCAGGGAUCAUACCAUCGGCGUACGUUAUGCGUCAUCCCAUCAAACAGAGUGUUGAGAUUUGGUGGAGUCCAUGCCCUAGCAGAGAAUGUCCUGAUGAGGAUGAACAAGUGGAUUUCGUCCUGGACAGAUGCGUGGACCACUGCCUGCUGUUACGUCCUACGGAGAGUCCGACCAGCGAUCCUUCUGACGAUAAAGAUGACUUGGACUUCCAUAUAAGUCACAAAAUUAAACCUCCGAACUUAUCUAAUAGCAGUUAUCUAAACAUGACAGAUAACGAUGAAGAUUACAACGAUGCAGCAUUCUUUCUGAUAGAAGUUCACGACGAUUUAGGAGAACCCAAAGAACAACUUGGAAUCGAAAUGGAGCGGGAUGAUAAUGACACAGUAACGGACUUUCGAUCCAGAUUUGGCGAGAAGUUAUUAAUAGCGCAAGGGGUAAAUAUAACUGCUCUAGAUAAAGAGGAUCUGAGAUGCGGGGGUCUUGUUAUGUUACAUAAUAUGACAAAAUUGUCGCAGCAACGUCUUGAAUCGCUUUCUGCGGAUUGUAUGGUUCAAAAAUGUGAUUUUAGGAAGGGUGGUCCAGAUAUUUGUCCACCCGAUUACAAAGAAAGUGAUGACAAAACUUUCUACAUUUAUUUCUUCCUGAGAUUCAUGGGUACUAUAAUGCUAUCAGCAGGCGUCACGAUAAUGGAUCCAAUAGCUUUGACGAUGAUUCAAAAAUACGGUGGUGACUUUGGCAGGGAAAGAUUGUUUUCUAGCAUUGGAAUGGCGAUAUUUUCACCUAUCACUGGUAUGCUUAUAGAUAUGAGGAGUAAACAAGUUGGUUAUACAGACUACUCAGCUGCUUUUUAUACCUACGACAUUUUACUUCUAAUAUCAGCAGUCACUGUAGCUGCAAUGCCACUGGGAGCCAAGUUGCCAGCAGAUAAUUUGUUACGCGACUUAAUAAACAUUAUCAAAAUGCCACAUAUUAUUAUAUUUAUCUUCUUCCUAUUCGCUUUAGGAAAUUUUUGGGGUUUCAUUGAAUCAUACUUAUUUUUAUAUCUAAAGGAAUUGGGAGCACCGAAUUUUUUACUUGGAAUAACCGUGACCGUGGGCACACUGAGCAGCAUCCCGUUCCUUUACGGGGCGGAUGCCAUCACCGCCCGCAUCGGCCACGUCAACGUCAUCAUUGUCGCGUUCUUUUCCCACGCUGCUAGGCUUGUUGGCUACUCCUUUAUCGAAAACUCUUGGUGGUGUUUUCCGUUUGAAGCCAUGGAAUCAUUAUCAGUGCACUUAAUGUGGGUCGCGGCAGCUACUUACUGCGCCAUGCUGGCUCCGAAAAGCCUGUUGGCAACACUCAUUGGCGUGUUAGGGAUGGCACAUUUUAGUUUGGGAAGAGGCAGUGGCAGUUUCGGAGGUGGUCUGCUCAUAGCGUCUCUUGGUACUAGGGAAGCUUUUCGUUACAUGGGCCUGAUUGCUUUCUUAGGUGGCAUCUUGUACGGUAUUUUGCAUUACUUCUGGUUGAGGAAAAUCAACAUGUCUAGUAUGCGCGAAGUUUGUGAACCGGAUACAGAAAGCGGAGAAGGUGACAAAUUAAACGGAGAACCGCUGAGGAAGGAUGCCGAAACAAUGAUUUCACUUGAGAGACUGCAUAUUAUCACUCGUUUUAAUCCUUUAGGUUCAUUACACUCCUUGCGUAGAAGUUCACGCGCUAGACUAUCACAAGGGGAUAUCAACGAGUUGUGCAGAAGCCGUAGCGGCAGUAACAGUCAGAGACGCUGCAGCAACAUUGAGAUUUUGCUCAAGACUCCGCAAGGCUCAGCGUCAAAGGUCGAUUUACUUCGGUCAGCGCUAGAGAUCACCCAUCAACAAGGAAGGGGUCACAUAUCUAACCCAGUAUUGUCUACUUCAAAUAGACCAACGCAUAAUCCUUACAAGUUGGCCAACAGCGCUCCGAAGCUCACACAACGCAAUAACAUAUCUCAACCGGCACUCGCUGAAUUCGACGCACGUCGUCGUGACUCCAUACCUGAAGAGGCGGAAGAAGAUCGCCUGGCUGCCGCGGCAAAGUUGCCAGCAAAGACCAAAAGUGACCACUUGCCUCCUCCACCGACCUACGACGAAGCUACCAAAGAACAUAGAAAAAGUUGGCAUUCUGAUGAUAGUACCCCUACGUAG